Molecule: messenger RNA, 3764 nt
Organism: Drosophila novamexicana
Lineage: Eukaryota; Metazoa; Arthropoda; Insecta; Diptera; Drosophilidae
Product: mediator of RNA polymerase II transcription subunit 15
Exons: 9
Coding region: 548-2623 (691 amino acids)
Source: RefSeq, a predicted model, not a curated record
AUGAGCUGCGGACGCGUCAAGCAUUUGCGGCAAAACUGCGAGCCAGCAGACACUUCAAUUGCAGCUGCCCCGUGGACGCGCGCGUUUUGUUUGUGUUGUGUUUGUGUGUGUUGCUGUUUGUGUAAUUGGUGUGAAUUUUAUAAAUAAAUCGCGUGGCGUGAAAGUGAAAUGCGUUGCAAGCAGCAUAACUAAGCACAAGUGGAUGCCACACAGCAUAAACGAGACGCAAUUAAGUGAAAAAUUUCUAAAAAAAAAAAACUAAAGCAAGUCAGGUUUUUGUUGUUGUUUAUCUAUUGAAAGCGACGCCGACGUCGACGUCGACGCUGACGCCGCUCAACUGGAAGGCGCGGCAGCAUCAAACCGAAACCUGAAACUGAAAUUGAGCGAAAAACAACAACAAGAACAACAAAAGCUACGUCCUUGAGCUCAUAAUUAAAACACCUGUUCAAGCGCAACAACAACAGCAACAAGAGCAUUUACUCUCUCUCUCUCUCUCUCUCUCUCUCUUCUAACUCUCUUCCUCUGAACAACAACAAAAGAGAGUGAGAUGAAUAAUUUCACAACGACAACGGCCGCCGUGCCCAAAAAGGAUGCGCUGCCUCGAUCGGGGCAUGUUACAGAGGUUUGCAAGGAAUGGCUCGUGCGUGAGGACGGCGCCCUGGCCUACAAGCUGCAGUCCCAGGAGAUUAACGACUUUUAUAAGGGCAAUCGCUAUAGGAACGCGGUGGUGCGCGAAGAUUUCCCCACGGCUCUGCAUGAGCAAAUCAAGGAAACAGAACAGGCCCAGCGUCAGGUGGAGGCCUACAGGAGACGCCUCACCGAACAGGAGGAGCACGAUAAACGCAUUGCCAAAGAAAUUGCCGACAAGCUGGAACGCGAUCUGCAGGAACAGCAGCAAAAGGAGCUGCAGCAAAGCGAGCUAAUAGCACAGAAAAUGCAGGAAAUCUAUGUGAAUCUGCCGCCCGUGCCUCCGCCAGCAACGCGGGACAAGAGCCGCCCGCCGCCGCGACCAGCCAAAGCAAGUAUACGCCAGCAACAGCAACAGCUGCAACAGCACGAACCCAAUGGCAGCCUUGAGCCCAGCACCUCACAGCAAGCUAGAUAUCUCAGUCAGCAGCAGCAACCGUUGCAGCUGCAGCAGCAACACUUUUCACAAACAGACAACUAUGUAGGACUCUCGCUUAUACCAAAUAUUGUUGAUAUGCCAGCAGCAGCAACAACACACAGUAGACUACACCCAACACAUGCACCGCCCAAACAGCUGUUGGUGAGUGAUGCUGAACACGCGCCAACAACAGCAGCAACAGCAACAGCAAUAACUACGGCACAGCAACAGUCACGCCAGCAACACGCACAUCAAUCAGCACGUCGCCUAGCACCAGCUCCAUCCACAUUGCACAGCACCACCUCAUCCCAGCACACGACACCUACACACAUCAAUCAUGAUGAGCUGGUGGAUUAUGCCGAUGUUGCUGACAGCAUACGCGGCCUGUCAGCAGCAACAGCAGCCGCUGCAGCAGCAACAGCAGCAACUAUUGGUGAUGCGGCCAUGCCGCCACGUUCAGCCUCACACGAGAACUUACUGCGUACCGAACCCAAAUUUCAGAAAUUAUCGCCGGAGAAGUACGAUCAAAUGGUGGGCAACUUUGCGCUGGGCAAUGCGAAGGCCGCCGAGCGGCACAUGCAACAGCAUGCCGAUGACAUUGAGCUAUAUGUGGAUCCCUGCGAUUAUGCGAGCCUGCGCGAAAUUGGUUUGCCGCCGGAGGAGUUGCACGAGCUGAGCAAGAAGCUCAAGCAGGAGCAGAAGGAUGAGCUGUUGGCGCGUCGCCUGCAGGCCAUCGAGAGCAAGGAUAGCGUGCGGCAGGAGAUACGCGAUCGCAUGCUGGCCAUCGAGGCGCAGGACAAGGAACUGGCCAAGAUGCUGCAAGAGCGCGAGAAAGCCAAAAUGAAGCGCGCCAAGGAGAAGGCGCGCCUGCGCAAAUCGCAGCAGAAGGAGUCUGGAGCUGGCGGCGGCGCUGGCAACGGGGUGAACAGCCUGCUUUGCGGCACGAACGGCUCACAUUGCGGCCCGCUGCUGGCGCUGCCACAGGACUGCCUGUCCGCCGCACAAGCGCCAGCCGACAUCGAUGUGGAGGCCUAUUCGAAUCCCAUAGAUGUGCUCAACAGCAGCCGCGAGCAGCGCCAGCCCAAUGGCACCCUGACCAAUGGCAGUCUCGGGCGGGACAGCGGCUCCUCGCACGGCGGCUCGAUGCAGCGGCAACAGCGACAGGCGGCGGCGGCGGCGGCAGCCAGCAGUCUGACACGCGGCGAGGAUGACAUCUAUACGCUGCCCGUGGACAGCUGUCGGCCGGGCGGACACGGCGCUCAGCGGCCCAUCUCACUGCACCUGGCCGCGGAGUCCGUGCAGCAGCACAAUUCCAUGACGCGUUCGGAGCACUUUGGCUCGGAGGCGGGCUCCCAUGACAGCACGCUGUCCAGCGGCCACGAUGUCGGACCGCAUCUCAAGUACUCCAAGUCCGGCAACUUUGGUAUAUAUAUCAAAGCGCCAGCCCCACGCCGCCUUAUAUGCCAAUUCAGGGUACGCGCCGAUCGAAUUCAAGUGAAGAUCGUAAAAAGAAACUGAAGGACAACAAGUGCACGCAUCAGUGAAGGAAGCAGCUGCCCAACCUUUGCUUUAUCUACUAUAAUUAAUUAAUUUCUUCGAAAACAAUGCAAUUGUUCAGCUCACAUCAACUUUCAUAGAAAUAAACUUAGCUUUUGCAUUAGCUUUAUUCUAAUGCCUGUUGUGCAUGGUAUCAGUUAAUAGAUAACAGAUAAAGAUAACAGAUAACUCAGUUAUGAGUUCACAAUAAAUGUUUGUUAAUAAGUCAAUUGAAUGAGUUGUGUUUCGUGUUGGCUGAAAGCAUCAGUUGUAACUAGAACAUAAGAAUGAAGCCCAAUUGAGCGGAACUGUAAACAUAAGGCUACAAGACUUUUGUCGCUGCUUGACGCUUGCGAUUCUCAAUCAGUUCAAGCUGCGAAAAGCACACAAGCCAUUUGCAUUUCUCGAGUCAAGUGCAAAAGUCCAAUAUGUUAUCAGACCCGGAAGAUUCGAGAGAUGCAGACAAACAGCUCCGUUUUUAAUUUUUAUAUCUUUUCAAUAAAUUAAAAAACCCUUUGUAGCCAAAUAAUAUACAUUCUGAGAAGCAAGAUAGAACUUCUUGAAAAGUAUAACAAGUUUUUUCUAUAUAAGAAAAUUCGUUUUUAAAAGACUUUUUAGAGUGAUUCGAUAUUGAUAAGAUUUGUCAGCAUAUCGAAAUUACUCAAUUCCAAUUCUUUAAAUAUAUAUAUAAAAAAAACAAACGUUUUUGUGACAGCUUUAAGAUGGAAAGACAGACGUACCGGAAGAUAUAGGUAUAUUAAGUCAACUGCCGACAUGAAUCAAGAAUAAUUAUACCUUUUGCCUGAUGCGGCUAUGUCUAGAUGUGUUUGGGAUAAGCUCGCUCAAUUCAAGAGGAAAGAGAUUAAAUGUACCAAGAUAUGUUUCAUGUGUCUUGCAAAGGCAGAUCUCCUGCAAGGCUUUAGGAUAUCUACGGUACGGUGAAGACUUACCCUUGGAGAUGUGAACAAUACGGAUAGACGAACAAUUCUAUAUCUUUUUCAACUCGGUUGUUGAUGCUAAUAUGAAAUAUAUAUAUACUUUAUGAAGUUGGAGAUAACUUCUUCUAUGCGUUACAAAUUGCAGGAACCUUAAAUAUUAAUAUUGAAUUAUAAUGUAGACUUCU